GAUUACCUACUGCCUACACCGUUUAUUGUCUUAUAAUUAUUAUUCAGUAUUCACAAGUGUUGUUGUUAUUAUAUACAAUAAAUUAUAAAUAAAUUCAUUACCGCUGUUGUUUUUUUAAAGCUCUAAACUACAAAUUUGUUAUUACGUAUAAGUUUUCGGAUCAAACGUCAGUAAAAUGUAUAAAUGCCAGUAGAUAAUAUUAAGACUCCAAUUUAUCAAAAUUUGUUUUAUUUCCACCGUCAAAAAUGGGUAUAAACAUCGAAAAUAUUUUAAAUGAUAUAAAAUUUGAUCAGAAAUUAAUAAGUGUGUUUGACACAUAUAACAAAUACAUUAACUAUCGAUUCGAUUAUCUCAUCAGAACAAGCAUUACUCAAACACCCGACGAACUCAAUCAUGAUGUUGACUAUUCUGAAUAUGAUCCAAGUCAACAAAUUUUACUGGCUUGUAUAAAUAGUAAUAAUAGUUUAAAUGAUAUUGCAAAACUGCGAGAAGAAUUAAAAACGUUAACAGCAGAAGUCAAUUCAAAAAGAAAAGAAUUGAGUUUAAUUUCUAUCAAUGAAGAAGGAUUAAAAAAAAAUAUUAAACAUUUAGAAGACAUUAUAUCAAUAAAGGAAAAUUUUGUUCGCGAAACUGCUAACUAUGCAGAAAUCAGAUGUAAUGCAAAACAUAAAGUUCAAAAAGAAUAUUGUAGAAUAUUAAAAAAAUAUAAUAAAAUCUUAAAUGAGUUGGACAAGUCAAAUAAAAUGACAAAAACAAAUUCUAGUAACGGAACCAACAAACAUUCAGAUUAUGGAGAACGAGUGAAUGAAAAAGUUUUACGAUAUGAAGCUAAAAUUAAAAAAAUGGAUGACGUAAUAAAAAUUGCUAGUGAUAGUAAAGAAAAAUUACUACAAUAUCAAGCUGCUUUACAAACUUCCAAUGAUCGUUUGAAAAUAUUUUAUGACCAAUUAACUAAUAUAUUAAAAAAUAAACAAAGAAUUUCAUUAAUAUUGAUAGAAAAUGGUAAACGAAUUAAUCAAUUAAAAAUGUAUUUAUCUAAUCUGGGAGUUAUAUCAAGUAUUGAAAAAAGUAGAGUUCACACUUCUUCAAAUUUAAUUGAAAAUGACAAUUUAAAAAGAGAAUUUUUAGAAUUGCGAGAUAUGAGGACUGCAGUUUUAAGUUCAAGGCCUAAAGGGAUGUUCAAUCCAAAGUAUCAAAAGGAAGAUAGUUUAUCCAAAGAAGAUAUACGAAAAUAUUUAGAAAAUGAUGAAGCAAUUGAUACAAUAGACUUUUUAACAGAAUUGAAAAAUAAUAAAGUGUCUAAUAAUGAAACAAAUUUAUUAAAAUAUGUUCAAACGAAUUCAAAUGAAUCCAAAAUGUUCUGGAAAUGUCUAUCAACUUUAAGUAAAGAUGAAAUGAAAAAGUUGUUGGUACACUAUUUUAUAAAAGUUGUGGAUUUAAAAGAAUCUGGACGAGAAAAUGAUGAACUAAUAUCUAAACUAGAUGAAAAUAAUGAUAGGCAGAGACAUAAUAUUGCUUCAAUCAAUAACGAUUAUCAAGAAUUUCAUUUGUCAAUUGAGAAAAAAUUUACAUCAUUAAAAAAAUAUUAUCAAAGAAAAGUUGAUACAUUAUUUCAAGUUGUACAAGAGGAAAAAAAUGCUAUCACUAUGUUUAAAAUGAAACAAGAAAUCUCCUCACUCAAAAAGAAAAUAAUUGAAUUAGAAAAAUCUCAAACAGUUAAAGCUAAAGGGCCUUCAAUAAUUCAAGAACCCCAUGUCUGUUUAGAUCAUUUAGAAGCGUCAAAAUCAGAGGCAGAAACCGUGUCUUCUGCCAAAGUAACAUAUCACAAAAACAAGCUGAAGAUACAAAAAAAUAAAUCUAAAUUAACUUAGACAUAGAAAUUUAAAUACAAAAUAAGUUGUUGUUAUUCCAACUAAUAUGUGUAAAUGUAUCUAGACUUAACCUUUCUAAACUUAAUAAUAUAUAAGUCUUAAAUAUUAAUUUAUAUUUGCCUAUUUUUAUGUGCUAACAAAUUUGGGUAUGUGUUUUUUAUAGUUUCAGAUAUAAAAUGUAUUACAGAAAAUUAAAUAAUUUAACUUGCUGUUUAUUAAAUGUUUUUAUUAAUUGUGUAUUUCGAUAACUAAAUGAUAAUUGUAUCGUGUUUUCCAGUUACUAAUCAACUAUACAGGAGUCAUAAUGAAUAUUAUGAAGCACGAGUUCAGCAUGUUGCAUUGUUGCAUGUUCCAAGGCUCUUUUUAAUUUGCUUUAGCGACAUGGAAUUUACAUUAUGUUAUAAAUAUAAGAAUGAUAAAAUGUAUAGAUAACAUAACAAAAAUAGUUGAUAAUUAUAAUGAUGACAUUUAUACAUGUAAAUGGAAAAGGUUUUAUUUUAAUUAAUUAAUUCUAUUCAUACUAGAAGUAUUUACUUAAAACAGUAGUUUUCAUAAGCUCUGUUUUUGGAGCUGUAAAGAUACAAAAGAUAGUUUUGAAUGACACUAACCUUAUCACUGUUGCGUUAUGCUAAUGAGUAAGAAAACUUGCAUGAUCUAUUUUGUAUAUUCACCCCUCUUUAGUAUUCUCUAUUAUUAUUAUUAUUAUUACUAUUUACGUAUUCAUACUCUUUUGUUUUUGCUUAUUGCUAUCAUAUGUUUAUAUAUAUUUUUUAUCACUUUGUAUUUUCUUAUGCACUCAACUUCUUAUUAUUGUUAUUUUUAUUAGAGAAGGGCAGAAGAUCCAUAGAGUUUAAGUGCCUAUCAUGUAUCACAUAUCUACACUAUAGGCCAGUCAGACCCUAAGUAAAAUCUAUUAUUUACUAAAAAAAAUAAUUCUUAGUACAAGUAAUUUUGUUUUACGAAAAUAUGAUAUGUUCCGAACAUAGGGGGGAAAGGGUAUUGAGAACAAUUAUAAAUGUCAACAUAAUCACAUACACAGUAACCUCAAGGGGUAUCCAUUCUUUAAUUUUAUAUGUUUUUCUUGUACAAAAAUCUAUUUUUGUUAAUUGAUUAUUCAUGUACAUCUUUACUUUUGUGUAAUUAUGACUAUUGGUAUUUAUUUAUAUGUUGUUUUUAUUUUUCUUCAUUAUCUCUCUUCUAAUAAAAAUUAUACAUGCUUGCAGAAUAAAAUAA
Molecule: messenger RNA, 3104 nt
Organism: Aphis gossypii (cotton aphid)
Lineage: Eukaryota; Metazoa; Arthropoda; Insecta; Hemiptera; Aphididae
Product: nuclease SbcCD subunit C-like
Exons: 9
Coding region: 246-1871 (541 amino acids)
Source: RefSeq, a predicted model, not a curated record